Messenger RNA from Manis pentadactyla (Chinese pangolin), 1965 nucleotides. It is a transcript of the gene ADAT3, whose product is annotated as adenosine deaminase tRNA specific 3. Lineage: Eukaryota; Metazoa; Chordata; Mammalia; Pholidota; Manidae. Gene Ontology annotation, molecular function: tRNA-specific adenosine-34 deaminase activity. The record is from RefSeq and is a predicted model, not a curated record. Bases 555 to 1688 code for a protein of 377 amino acids. The transcript has a single exon. Gene Ontology annotation, cellular component: nucleus; cytoplasm.
AGAUGGGAGGCGGGUGCAUCACAAACAGUAACGGCCCACAGUUGUUAAAUGAUAGUGGCAUGUCCCUGUGCAUGGGGCAGCUGGCACCGGUGCCUGAGAGCCCCUGGAAUUGCGCCAAGUGAUCAGUACUUAUUUGUGAAGUGAUGCGAGGCAGUGCUGGGCAGUAGGAACACAGUGAGCACACGCAUAAUGUCCUUCAGAAGCCACGUUAAAGAGUAUGAAGAAAUCGGCGGAGUCAAUACAUUUACCUAACCAGAAACAUGUAAACCGUUAUCAUUUCAACACGUGGUCAACGUUAGGAAAGUUAAUGAGAAAGUUCACAUUGUCGUGGAUUAAGUCUCCAAUAUUCAGCGUGUACUGUUGUUCACAGCACACCUUUCAAAGGGGGGAGAUAUCAGAGGCUGGUUAAGCUCCGUGCAAACUGGAAGUCGGUAGGAUGUGAGUGAGAGCAGGACCGGUGACAUGGUCCUUGGGCUGGAGCUUGUGGACGAGCCUUGAGAUGCGGCAUGCUCCCAGGACGGACUUCGGCUCGCCAGGCCUCCUGCGACUGACGGAUGACGCUCUGCUCCGAUCUCUGUCUCCACAGUCGGAGCCCUGCCGAGAGGAUGGACCCCAGCCUGGGCACCCUGGAGAAGCCUGGGGACAAGGACGGGAAGGCUGAGGGGGCUAGGAGCCCAGAGCGGGGGCCCGCGCCCUGGCAAGCUCUCCCUGUCCUGUCUGAACGGCAGUCUGGGGACGUGGAGCUGGUUCUGGCCUACGCCGCCCCCGUCCUCGACCAGCGCCAGACCUCACGCCUCCUCAAGGAGGUGGCGGCUGUCCACCCGCUGCCUGCCCAGCCUCACCUCAAGAGAGUGCGGCCAAGCCGUGAUGCCAGCUGCCCUCACACGCUGGAGAUUCUGCUGUGCCUGGCAGGGCCGGCCGCAGGUGCACGAUCGCUGGCUGAGCUCCUCCCGCAGCCGGCCGUGGAUCCCUGUGGCCUGGGCCCACCCUUCCUAGUGCCUGUGCCUGCCCGGCCACCGCUGACCAGGCGCCAGUUUGAGAAGGCACGGGCCCACUGGCCCACGUCCUUCCACGAGGACAGGCAGGUGGCCCGUGCUCUGGCCGGGUGCCUCUUCUCAGCACAGGAGCGGGCUGCCAUGCAGGGCUACAUGGAGCAGGCUGUGUGGGCCGCACAGCAGGCAGCCUCCAGGGGCCUGAGGGCCAUGGGGGCCGUGGUGGUGGACCCGGCUGCAGGCCGCGUGCUGGCCACGGGCCACGACUGUAGUAGUGCAGCCAGCCCCCUGCUGCACGCCACCAUGGUGUGCAUUGACCUGGUGGCCCAGGGCCAGGGCCGCGGCGCCUAUAACCUCAGGCGCCACCCCGCCUGCUCCUUUGCCCUGGCCACCGCCCCCCAGGCUGCCCGGGCUGGCUCUGUGCGCAAGCUGGAUGCAGACGUGGACACAGGCAUGGAUGGCCUCCCCUACGUGUGCACUGGCUAUGACCUCUACAUCACCCGCGAGCCCUGUACCAUGUGCGCCAUGGCCCUGGUGCAUUCGCGCGUGCAGCGUGUCUUCUAUGGGGCGCCCUCGCCUGAUGGUGCCCUGGGGACCUGCUUCCGUGUCCACGCCCGGCCCGACCUCAACCACCGCUUCCAGGUGUUCCAUGGCGUGCUGGAGGCCCAGUGCCGCCAGCUGGACCCCUGUGCCUAGGCGCCCACACACAGCCUCCUCGGCCUCCUGUCAGAUGCCGUUCCUGGCAACAAGACCCGGGCUGUGGACUUUGGAGAGACGCACGCCCCAGCUGUGCGUCUGCCCAGACCCAGCUUUCACUGGGCUCGAGUGCAGCAGGCACCUCGCAGCCAGGUCCCUGGGCCUUGCUCUUCUGCUGCCUUCAGCCCUGAGCCCACAGGUCCACCGGGAUCAUGUCCCUUUUGUCUCAGGUGUUAGAAAGCGGUUCUGAUGUGAAAAUAAACAACCCCAGAACCAG